Molecule: messenger RNA, 1234 nt
Organism: Fragaria vesca subsp. vesca
Lineage: Eukaryota; Viridiplantae; Streptophyta; Magnoliopsida; Rosales; Rosaceae
Product: TVP38/TMEM64 family membrane protein slr0305-like
Exons: 7
Coding region: 36-1019 (327 amino acids)
Source: RefSeq, a predicted model, not a curated record
CCCGCUCUUAUCCUACACACACUCCACCGCUUAAAAUGCGCACCCUCUUCCUCACUCUGAGGCCACCUCCAUCUCCGCCGUCCCUCUCUCCCUUCUCCUCCCCCAAACCCAACCACCACCGCCUCCACUUCCUCUCCCCAUGCUCCUCUCUCAAGCAGACCAACACCAAGACCACCCGCCUCCAGAAGACCACCGCCGCUCCGCCGCAGAGCCUCAAGUGGCUCUUCAGCAACCCCAAGAGCGACGACGGCGCCGAGAUUGAGAAAAGCGGCCGAGGCGGAGUUGGCGGCGGCGGUGAUGAUGAGGGCGAGGGUGAGUUCGCGCUUAAAGGUACAAUCUUGGCGGGGCUGUUGUUGGUUGGGUUGGUUGGGGGGUUUGGUGCGGCUGGGUAUGUGUAUAAGGAUCAGGUUAAUGCCUUCUUGAAUCAGUUUACGACUCUCAUUGAAGGUUAUGGUCCAGCAGGAUAUGCAUUGUUUAUAGCAGUUUAUGCAGGACUGGAAAUCCUAGCGAUUCCAGCCGUUCCAUUGACCAUGUCAGCUGGUCUUCUUUUUGGCACAGUUGUUGGCUCAAUUUUAGUCUCUAUAAGCGGAACGGUGGCCGCUAGCGUUGCUUUUCUGAUAGCUAGAUAUUUUGCUCGUGAACGUAUUCUUAAAAUGGUUGAGGGAAACAAGAAGUUUCUUGCAAUCGACAAGGCUAUCGGGGAAAAUGGCUUCAGAGUUGUCACUCUCCUCCGUUUGAGCCCUUUGCUUCCUUUUUCUCUGGGGAACUAUUUAUAUGGACUGACAUCUGUAAAGUUUGUCCCUUAUGUCUUGGGAAGUUGGUUGGGGAUGCUUCCAGGAACAUGGGCUUAUGUGAGUGCAGGUGCAUUUGGGCGAGCCAUAAUUCAAGAAGAAUCUGAUGUUGGAUUGCCAGGAGGAAAUGGUCAGCUGUUGACGCUAGCCGCUGGACUAUUAGUCACAGCAUUAGCUGCUGCUUAUGUAACACGAUUAGCAAAGGAUGCUGUAAAAGAUAUUGAUUAGGUGAUGGGUAUCACGCUACCCAUGAACUCCUACACUGUAAUUUGUAAUUUUGAAAAAGAGAAAGAAAAAAAUGACAGAUGCUUCACUGCCGUGUAAUUAAUUAACUUUGGCAAAUUGUAGAGGGAAAUGUUUUGAUCUGUAUUCUUGAAUUUUAUUAUUUUACAUGAUAAUACUUUCUACAUAAAGCUGAGUUAUAGUUCUAUCUUUAGUUCUUU